This is a messenger RNA of Dermacentor albipictus, 6729 nucleotides long. RefSeq names its product calcium release-activated calcium channel protein orai (gene Orai). Gene Ontology annotation, biological process: store-operated calcium entry. Lineage: Eukaryota; Metazoa; Arthropoda; Arachnida; Ixodida; Ixodidae. Gene Ontology annotation, molecular function: store-operated calcium channel activity. The record is from RefSeq and is a predicted model, not a curated record. Gene Ontology annotation, cellular component: membrane.
AAUCGAUAAUUUCCUCGCGGGGGUCCGAGCCGUCCGAGGGGGUCUCAGAAUUAACACGCUCGCGCUUAAAUUAAUACAUCGGUUGUGUCUCUUGGGGCAUGUCACAGGUACAGGUGCGGCGGAUAAUUCUCGUCAUGUUUGGCCACCUCGUUCGACUUGUGCGCGUGUCAUCACUGGUGUAAUAUUAUCUAGCUUGCAUACAUAGUAAACAAGUGCGAUGCGGGUGCAGCAGUAGUCGUGCGUCUUGUAUUGCGUGUCGGCUACUAGGAUUUAGCGAGCUUUGGUUUUCGAGCUGUAUGUGUGAUCGUGUCUGUGCCGCUUCUCUCUUGCCCCCAUGAAUAUUCCUCCUGGAGCAGAGAUUUUAUGGACUGACUCUAUCGGAGACCGCCCCAAUAUUAUACAGGAACUGGUCAUUCAGUCGUUGGUCAAGGAAAUGAGCAAGCCGGAGAACAACAUCAACGCUCUGUCCUGGCGGAGGCUACACCUCAGCAGGGCUAAGCUCAAGGCCUCCAGCAGGACGUCGGCUCUUCUCUCCGGGUUCGCAAUGGUGGCCCUGGUAGAGAUCCAGCUGAGCAAGGGCAUUUCAUCACAGCUGCUGGUCGCGUUCAGUGUGUGCACGACGCUGCUCGUGUCAGUGCACAUGCUUGCGCUCAUGAUAUCGACAUGCAUCCUGCCAAACUUGGAGGCCGUGGCCAGCGUGCACGGCAUUGCUGCCGUCUCCGAGUCGCCCCACGAGAAGAUGCACCUCUACAUUGAGACAGCCUGGGCGUUUUCCACUGUCUUCGGCAUCUUGCUCUUCAUGGCAGAGAUUGCCAUUCUCUCCUGGGUGGUCUUUCACGAAUACAGAGAUGCCGCCCUUGCCGCCACCAUCAUCCUCAUACCAGUUGCCAUUGUGUUUGUCGUCUUUGCCGUGCACUUCUACCGACAGCUCGUGACACACAAGUUUGAGCAGUCGGUGAUGAGUGUCAAAGAGCUUGAGAACAUGGUUAGCCAGCUUCAAGAUGGAGGUGGGGGCAGCACUGACAAUGCAGCAUCGCUUCUCAACGUCUGAGUUUAAUGUUGCCCAAUGAACGGUAUUUGCCUGUUUUCCUGCCGGUUGGGGCGGAAGUGGCGCUAUGCAGUGAAUGUAAGUUAUUGCUGUACACACUGCCCGUCAUUGUUCGACAGACGUUCUGUGAAUGAUAAGUACAUGCUUGUUUUGUUUGCCCACAGAGGCCUGUUCUAUGCACCACUUCAAGUGUCUAAAGCAAGGUAUGAUGUACUGAAUGUUAAAGUCAGCCGCUUCAAAUCAAUACUUUGAUGCCAAAACCUUUAGAAAGCCCUUGGCAGACUUCUAGUUCCUUUCUGUGUGAUGUUUGUACAACGUAGCUUGACACGCACACAUACCUUUUCCUAAGCAUGGGAUUCUGAACAAUAAAGGCCAAUGAACAGUAUUACAUAAUGUAAAAUUGCGCCUAUUCUUACAUGUUGUUAUCGCCAAAUUUCGUGCAAAUGUACAUGUGAACCUUUUUCACAUCUCAUUGUCGGUGAUAGUGUUGUCACUCAUCCAACUAUGAAACUUUGGCUUUUGAUGGAAAUGGCAGUGUUGAGGCCUCGGAUUCCAGUUAAGUGUUGCUUUAAAACAUGACAUUUCAGCAUCGGUGUAUACUGGCACCUGUUCAUUGCUUUAAUUUUUCUCUCCGAGUAGUGUGGCCAUCGAACUGUAGCCAGUUGGGCAUGCCAGGUUCUUCUUCCUUCAGAGGCCUUGCGUAGCUGUCUCUUUGAAACGCAGCUGUGUGCAUUUGCUUCCUAUUUCUUGAGAUGCACUACAACACACCAGUUUAUUUCUAUUCGCAGUUCUUAGAGCGAGGAUCAAUAAUAGGUUUUAACGGUGCAAGGGCAUCUUCGGCCGAAGAGUGUGAAGACUUAGAACAACUUGCUUACACAAUAGUGACUAAUUGGUUGUAGUGUUCGAGUUAAUUCCUGGCCACAGUGACCACAUUAUGGUAAGGGUUAAGUGUAAAACAUUCUUGUUUUGAGAUAGUAUGCAUUUUGCAGAUCAUCAGGUAGACAAAUUUAAUCCAAAGCGCUCCACUGUGGUCGCUCUGAUAACCCAGCUGCAGCUUGGGGAUGUAAAGCCAGUGAACUAUAUUGAACUCGGAUGUCGCCUGUUAGUGUGAAGUUAAAAUGGUGUGCAUGUUACUAGAGCUGGAAAUGUUUGUGGUGCAAAAGGUUAAUAAAAAGAAGAUGGACAGAAAGAAUGUCAAAUGGUGCUCUUUCUGUCUGUCUCUCCUUUUUCUUCUGCUAACCUUUUACACCACAAAUAACGACCGGUAUGCACUUACUAGCUCAACAUUGUACUCUGUGUUACUAGAGAUGUGUGGUACUUUGACAAACUUUCAUAAUUUCUUGUGCACAUAUGCCUCGCAAAUCUCCCUCGAGAACCUUUUGGAACAGUCUUUAAAACCAACGUUUUCCACUUAUCUUUAAGCCUUUCCACCAGCAUCCUUUAGCACAACUUGUGCACCGUGGAGUGAACUGUCAGUCAAGUUGAUGCAUGUCCAUAUGAAGGAAAAGUGAGCGCAACAUUCUAAAUUACACAAAAAUUACGAAGCGGACUAGGUAGGUGCUCACUGACAAUCGAGUUGAGCACUUGUCCCGUCUGCUUUUUGGUCUGUGUUCGCUGUCGUGGUUUGCUUUUUUUUUUUCAUUCCUCCUUAUAUGUAUAAUGUAAGCCGCCCCCCCCCCCCCCCCACUAGCAGAAGUCAUUCUCGAAUGGGCAUUCCAUACUGCAUUUUUUUCUAUUUUGCUUGUACUCCUAAACCAGGUACCACAAUCAUAUGAAGCCAACAGACAUUGUUUUUUUAUUUCCUGUGUCAUCUUGUCUGUUGUUUUGAUAUGAUUGUGACUAGCAAAAAUUGGGCCCUUUGGUUCCCCCUCUUCUUGUUCAAACCAAGGGCUGCAUUUCAAGUCGAUCACAUUUGGGAUUAUCACUUUCAGCAGACGCUAGUUGUUCCAAUGAAGUGUUGUACUGCAUGUUGCUUUGCACAAAAAUGAAAGUGACCCCUGAAACUAUUAAGCACAUGGCCCCAGCAUCCCCUAUAGAACUUCACUCGAACAGCGUAACUGACACAAGGACACAAAGGGAAACAAAUGCCACAAAACUCUGUGUCCUUGUUUUUCGUGCUGUUUGAGCAGAGUUCCAAAGGUGAGCCAACUAGCCCUCACCAAGAUGUUAAUAAAGCAUCCCCUACUUUUAUGCAUUUAACAUGCCACACUAUCAAUCCGUUUUUUUUUCUCUUCUGUCUGUAUUCAUGUUCGUCAAAUAUUUACUUUCUGCACUGUAUUUCUUUUAAUAUAGCUCCUGCUUUUCAGGCCAUAUUGAUAAAACAUAGUAGUGCCCUGAAACUAGCCAUUGUUAAAAAAAGAUGGCAGCUGUUUCAGUGGGUGCAGGAUUUAGGCGCACGAUCUUUUGAGCAAUGCUGUAGACUCUUGUGUAGAGAGCAAAGAUCUUGCUCAGGGACUGUAUUAUGCAAGGAUUUUUUUUUUCCCCUACUUCUGCCCUUCAUUGGCUAUCAUGAUUCCAAUCUUCACUCUGGGCCAUUUGCUACGGCAGGAAAUGACGAAUAGAAUUGAAAGAAAAGAAUCCAUACAUAUUCUAUUUUUUAAUUCUUUUGACGCUUUUGUGCUACAUAACAGUCAUUGAUGGCUAAUGUGUGUGACACUUGCAUUAUAAACACUGUACUUGUAUUUAGUAUGCAUAAUUUGUUUUCUAUGUUACAUACAAUAUCAAAAUCUUCAGACAGAUAUUUUUGUUUUUUUUAUGGGAAGGCUAUGAGCGCAGCAAACGUGUCAUUUUUGCAGAGGGGUUACUAGGCAAGGCGGACAUACUUUGCCACAAAUAAUGCGAGUCUCAGAAGUCUCGCAUUAUUUAACAGUCGUUCAUUAAUCUACUUAAUAUUACGUCUUGGACAGUUGUUUACAUGGCAAACUUGAAGGCAGUCGUAUCUUAAUGCACCUUCAUUUUUGAAAGAUGCUGAUAAUUGUUUGCAACUCACAAUAAUUAUCAAAUUUCUACACUCAGUCCGGGCAAUAUCAAAACCGAAGUGCACUGGGAAUGGACAAAAGGCAGCCCAGCAUCAUGUCAUGUGGAAACACCCUGCAACAAAAAGCGUGUCGAAGUUUGACCCUGAACUUCGCAGCAGAUACUGAUGCAACACAUUUUACCUGGUAAGCCUCUGCCGGUACACGCCAUAUCAGUAUUUGUUGUGACAUGCCAUCAUACAGACUUUGUCACUGGGCAUUUCCAUCUGACAUAAUGGGAAUGGGCUGCCUUCUAUGCUUGCUUGGUUUCAAUAGUGCCUGGAUUGAGAUUUGGUAAUGAAUAUAUGGAAUUGGGUGACAUUUUGAAGGUUGUAUUAAAAUGGGGGUGCAUUAAAAUGUAAGUGCCUCCAAAUUUGCCACAUAAACAUAUGCGACAAAAUUUCUAAUAAAAUGUUGACCAAGCAGAGCAUGUCUGCCUCAUCUUACAACACCUCUGCAAUAAUGCAAUGUUCGCUACACUCGCAGUCAUUCUAUAAAAAAAUCUUUGUAGUCUAAAAAAAGCUGGAGAAAAUGAGUGCCCCGUCUUCCAGUGCUUCUUCAAUGUUUACAUCUUGUUGGGCUUUGCAAACUGUUGUAAUCUCACAUCUGCAUUUAAAUGGAAGAUACGUCGCAGAUUGCUUGAAGUUCCCGCUUCUUAAUACUUUUACUUUGUUUCGUUGCUAGCUCAAGAAGUGGCAGCAAUGUGCAACUUAAUGCCAGCAAAAGUUGGUAUGCGGCAUGAGACAACCGUCAGUGCUAGAAACAAGCGGCACUCUGCGAGAACUUCCUUGUAAAUAGCAUGUUCUGCUGAUAGGGUAUGAUGCCGCCAGUAUUGUGAACAGUGUGUUGGACUGAUCGGGCGAGCCGUACAUGCCUGGAAUGCUAAACAGCAGGCUUAACGAACUUGUGCCCGUCUCAAAGCAGUUGUAGUGACAUCCAAGUGCUGAGACUACAUCCUUUUCCAAGCUGGGCUGAGACUACAUCCUUUUUUGAAACUUGUGCAGGAUUGCCUUCUGUUCACUGCCUGAAGAGUAUAAAGAACAAACUCUUACACUAAAUUUUGCUCAGGUGCCUUUAAUGUCAAAGUUGUUCUUGUACUGUAACAAAAGAAUAUUGCGCGCCAAUCUCGUUACGUCAAGAAAACAGGCAUGUAAUGUAAGCAGGGUCUUGGCAACUUAGUUAAACUGAAAAGUUGAGCCUUACACAAAUGCUGGCGGCAAACUUGCAAGGAGUGAAUACAGUGCAGAUGCUCUCUGCCUAGCAAAGGUGUGUCAGUGUUGUGCCAAGGCACAUACCAGAAACAAUAUAUUCAUAUUGAACCGCACCUGAUCCAAGCCUUUUCUUUUUUUUUUUUUGCUUUACAUGAUGGAGUUAGAAAUGCUCCCAAGUGUUUGCCUGUGUGCAAGGAAUGUGAAAACAGAUUUACACCAUUUACAGCACCGCAGGGAAAUUUGUCGACUUCGAACAUUACUUGGAAAACACGUCAGCAGCUGUCGGGUGCAAGCUAUGGUCCUUCUGUUCUCUCACUGAAUUAGUUCUAAUUUGGAAAGUGCAGCUUCCAGCAUCCUGUGAAAGAGGCCACUAGGCACUAUGAGGCAAGGAACCAUGUUUGCCUAGCACAGUGCUGCUACCACAAGCAUACUGAGCACCUGCUAAAAACGAAUAAACAGUCACUUAUUCACGCAAUCGCAUCUUUCCAUAGUUUCCUAUCACAUUUACUAGACUAGACAGUGAUGUUAGUGCAUACGGAAGCUGCAAGCAUGCUGGUUCAGUCAGCAUGGGAAUGAUGGAUGGCACAUGGAUUUGCCUAUGCUUUGUCCUUUGGGCUUCAAAUGCCUUUGCGACUUUUCAAAUUGAUCAUUUUCAGCAGCACAUCAAGCCGCAAAUUCCCCAUGUAAAUGAACAGGGAACCAUCGAGAAAUGUGCAUAUUCAAGAGAAGAUGUGGACAGAACAGGUCCCGCACUUAUGGCUAAGCUUUUACUGUGUCUUGUACAUUUAUACCCUCGCGUACACAUCUGUUUUACUAGUUUGUCAAUCAUUCAUAAGGACAUCAUGUGACAACUUACCCAGCAAGAAACUGCUAAAUGCCACAAUCCCAAUGACUGUGCAUGUUCACAGAGACUUAUCGCUUUGCUGUGCUUGCAAAACUACGUGUGCUUGGAAAUGUAGAAACAUAAAGCCCAGCAAAAAGGGAUACAAACAUUUGAAGCCAAAAACAUGAAGAUUAGACAUAUCCCUGUAGCAACCAUCAUUCCCAUCGUAGCUGAGCAAUUGCAACACCAGAGUUCCCUCUAGUAAUUUUUGUUGGACACUCUACGCACCCCUUAUGCUUUUAGUUAGCGUUUUGACGGAUAACUUGCAGCGCACAACAAUGCGACAAAAAGAGAGAAAUUUACAUCGAAGAUGGUUUUGAUUACUGUAAGGGACACUCCAACUUUUUUUUUUUAUAUAUAUAUAUAACUGUGCACACCACUAUUGCAGAUGGUUCCCUGGACCCUUGCCUGCAUUAUUUUGUACAGAUGUACAUAGUGUUUGUCUCUUGUACAUUGAGGACACGCAAGUUGUACGAGAGUCCGGGACAGUGAAAUGCAUAUAAACAUAUAUAUGUACAUACCUCUGCAAUGUACAGCCCACGCUAUAGUUAUUAAAGCUGUUUUGAAAAAUGA